Messenger RNA from Arabidopsis lyrata subsp. lyrata, 1358 nucleotides. RefSeq lists its product as uncharacterized. Lineage: Eukaryota; Viridiplantae; Streptophyta; Magnoliopsida; Brassicales; Brassicaceae. Gene Ontology annotation, molecular function: DNA binding. The transcript is spliced from 4 exons. The record is from RefSeq and is a predicted model, not a curated record. The coding region runs from base 1 to 960 and encodes 319 amino acids.
AUGUCUGAGCUACACAAAAUAAGAACAUCACUAUUAGCAUCCCUAUUAAGGAUUCUACCAUUGGAAGACCUAAUUUCUCCAAAACCUAAACCUGAAGUUCAACCUCAACCUCAGACUAACGGGAAACCAACCUGGGAACAAAGUGAAUUACCUGUUUCUCAACCACAGGAUGAGAUACAUCCACAGCCGCAGGCACAGAUACAGCCACCACCGAUUAAGAGGCCACCAGGACGUCCUAGAAAGGAUGGAGCUUUGCCUACAGUGAAGACUGCUGCUUCUGUUUCCGGUGGUGUGGAAAUUGUGAAACGAAGAGGUAGACCUCCGAGUGGAAGAGCUGCUGGAAGAGAGAGGAAGCCUACAGUUAUCUCAGCUCCAGCUUCGGUGUUCCCGUAUGUUGCUAAUGGUGGUGUUAGACGCCGAGGGAGGCCAAAGAGAGUUGAUGCUGGUGCUUCUUCUGUUGCUCCACCACCACAACCACCUAACGUAGAGAGUGGAGGAGAGGAAGCUGCAGUCAAGAAACGAGGACGAGGACGGCCUCCUAAGAUCGGUGGUGUUAUUAGGAAGCCUAUGAAGCCUAAGAGAAGCUUUACUCGUACUGGUAGACCCGUAGGAAGACCCAGAAAGAAUGCGGUGUCAAUGAGAGCUUCUGGACAACAAGAUGGUGACUAUGGAGAGCUCAAGAAGAAGCUUGAGUUGUUUCAAGCGAGAGCUAAGGAUAUUGUUACUGUGUUGAAAGCUGAGAUAGGAGGCACUGAAAAUCAAGCGGUGGUUCAAGCCAUACAGGACCUGGAAGGGACAACAGGAACAACAACGGAGACAACAAACAAGCCACAGCACAUGGAAGAAGUGCAGUUGCCAGACGAGGAACACCCUGAAACUGAACCCGAACCAGUGGGACAAGGACAAGGACAAGGACAAACACAAACAGAAGCAGAGGCUAUGCAAGAAGCUCUGUUCUAAAGAGAGCUCAUGAUAUAAAAAAGCUAGCAAGUGGUGAUGAUGAUGGUGGGUUUGCUUGUUGUGUGUUCCAUGAAAUUUUUAAUCGUUUAAGGGUGUUUGCAGGAGAAGAAAACAAAAAGAACAAUGUGAUGAUGAUUGUGUCUCUAACCAAACAACAAGGAGAGGUAGGGUAAUGUCUGUAAAGUGAAUUAGGAUGUUACCAUUGUUCAUGCUCUUUCUUCUCUCUCUCCAUCGUCCAUGUCUGUGUAGGCUGUGAUCUUUGUUCCCUUAUGUUUCUUUAGACUCUGUUCUCUUAUUCUAUUUUGUAUCUUAGGCUCUUUUAGGAGUUGAUGAUGUUUAUCAAAACGCUAUGUAAUUUUUAUGACCACUUCUACUUUUAUGAUGGUUUCUUCACUCUC